Messenger RNA from Rhagoletis zephyria (snowberry fruit fly), 356 nucleotides. RefSeq lists its product as uncharacterized. The record is from RefSeq and is a predicted model, not a curated record. NCBI's taxonomy places the organism in Eukaryota, Metazoa, Arthropoda, Insecta, Diptera, Tephritidae.
AAGAUAACCGAAAAUAUGCCGAUCGAUGCGAGGUGGUGGCUCAGCAAAAAACUCUCCGAGAAUGCAAAGUGCUUAUCAAAAAGGUCCAUCAGUCAUUCUGUCGAAUAAAUGGGGGCGCGGUUACUGAGUUCCAAUUGGAAGUUUCAGAUGUUCUCCCAUUAAAAACCAUUGACGCAUUGUUUGAUGUGGAGGAAAAACUACAAAGCAAUGAAUAUAAAGAGGAAAUGAUAUCUUACAUACUCACAUUGGGCGCUGCGUCUCGAAAUAUUGAUGGGACGAUAAAAAAAAAUGUUUUCGGACGAGUUGUUAAUCAAUUUUAAUUGGGAUGGAAGGUGUGGAAAGAGAGCGUUAAUGAA